AUGAUCUUGUUCAAUCCCGUUUGGAUACUAUGCAUCCUUGCGCAGGUGGCCGUGGCGAUUUCCAUCCCCAGAGGACAAUCAUGCACACCGAAUAAGACAGCGAUGCGCAGAGAAUGGGGGGAGAUGGCGCCAGCUGAGAGAAAGAACUACACCGAUGCCGUUUUAUGUCUGACUCGAAAGCCCCCUCGACUUCCAACUGCAGAGUACCCUGGGGUACGCAGCCGAUUUGAUGAUUUUGUCGCCACUCACAUUAACUACACACUUCACGUCCACUACAGCGGAUUAUUCCUUCCAUGGCACCGUCGUUUCACCUGGCUAUGGGAGCGAGCUCUUCGAGAGGAAUGUGGCUAUACAAGCUAUCUUCCAUACUGGAAUUGGCCUCUUUGGACGAACGACCUCCACAAAAGUCCUCUCUUUGACUGCAGCGAAACAUCGCUUUCUGGCGAUGGGGAGUAUAACCCAGAAGAGCAACCUCUAUCCGGAGGCAAUAUCACUCUUCCCCGUGGCUCAGGUGGAGGUUGUAUCAAGUGCGGUCCCUUCAAAGACCUACAGAUACAUCUCGGUCCUUUCUCUCGCGACCUGACUUCGUUCACCGAGAUUCCAUCCCCAAAAUUCGAAUACAACCCACGCUGUUUAAACCGAAGUCUAAAUAACUUCGUAACUUCAAACUAUAACAACGCAACGAUCGUUUCACGACUUCUGGCAUCAACAGAUAUCGUCGAUUUUCAGACGGUCAUGGACCAUUGGCCAGCCCGGCCAGAUGGCGUCCUCGGAGUUCACGGCGGAGGACACUUUAGCUUAGGUGCAACCAUGCAAGAUCUAUUUGCCUCGCCGCAGGAUCCGGCUUUUAUGCUACACCAUUGUAUGAUCGAUCGGCUUUGGACGAUGUGGCAAAGCAGAGAUGAGAAGAACCGGCGAUAUGCGCUCAACGGCACUACGACCAUUUUGAAUCCACCCUGGGCCCAACCAGUCAUGCUAAACAUGACGAUGGAGUUUGGAGUCCUCGAUCGACCGCGAAGGGUGAUUGAAGUCAUGAACCCUCAUGAACAUGGGCUGUGUUAUACAUAUACUUGA
Messenger RNA from Penicillium cataractarum, 1074 nucleotides. Its product is annotated as tyrosinase family protein. NCBI's taxonomy places the organism in Eukaryota, Fungi, Ascomycota, Eurotiomycetes, Eurotiales, Aspergillaceae. The transcript has 4 exons. The record is from RefSeq and is a predicted model, not a curated record. Gene Ontology annotation, molecular function: oxidoreductase activity. The coding region runs from base 1 to 1074 and encodes 357 amino acids.